Molecule: messenger RNA, 3878 nt
Organism: Pyrgilauda ruficollis (rufous-necked snowfinch)
Lineage: Eukaryota; Metazoa; Chordata; Aves; Passeriformes; Passeridae
Gene: SLC25A38
Product: solute carrier family 25 member 38
Biological process (GO): glycine import into mitochondrion
Cellular component (GO): mitochondrial inner membrane; mitochondrion
Molecular function (GO): glycine transmembrane transporter activity
Source: RefSeq, a predicted model, not a curated record
AGAGAAGCUGUCGAUGCCCCAUCCCUGGCAGUAUUCAAAGCCACACUGGAUGGAGCCUUGAGCAGUGUGGUCUAGCGAGAGGCGUCCCUUCCCGUAGCACAGGGGCUGGACCUAGAUGAACUUCAAAGAUCCAUUUCAGCCCUUUUCCGUUCUACGAUUCUAUGUAGAAUGUCCAAAAGCCGUCACAAACCCGCGAUCCGGGGCCAAACGCGGCUGGAGGGCAACCGGCUGGGGCCGGCGGGCCGGCGCUCUCCCCGGGCCGAGGCAGAGCGAGGCCGCGGCGGGCGAAGGGUUACGGGAGCCGCAUGCGCCGGGCGGGGCGGUGCUGGGCGGGGCUGGCUCGGGCCUGAGCCGGGCUGGCUCGGGGCUGCGCCUCGCCGCUGCCCGCCGCGCUCUGGGGCAGUGGGCGGCGCUGGGAUGCCGGGCCGGGAGGCGGAGAUGCAUCCAGUCCUAAAGGCCUUUGUGUGCGGCUCAAUCAGUGGCACUUGUUCCACGCUCCUCUUCCAACCCCUUGACCUGCUGAAAACUCGCCUGCAAACUCUGCAGCCUGCUGUGAAUGGGACUGGUCGUGCUGGGAUGGUAACGCUGCUCUUUAGGGUUGUUCGUACUGAGAGUAUUCUGGGGCUCUGGAAAGGUGUCUCUCCAUCCUUUGCAAGAUGUAUUCCUGGGGUUGGGAUUUACUUCAGCACUUUGUACGUGAUGAAGCAAAAGUUUCUUGUGGACCGUUCGCCCACAGCCGUGGAGUCUGUCUUCCUGGGUGCUGCUGCUCGUGCAGUUUCUGGGAUUUGCAUGUUGCCAGUGACUGUAGUGAAGACCCGAUAUGAGAGUGGAAGAUUUGGUUAUGGGAGUGUGUAUGGAGCCCUGAAGAGUAUCUAUCAGACCGAAGGGGCUCGUGGCAUGUUCAGUGGGCUCACAGCAACGCUGCUGCGGGAUGCGCCCUUCUCUGGCAUCUACCUGAUGUUCUACACACAGACCAAAAACCUCACACCUCAGGACCAGCUGGAUCCAGUGGUUGUGCCCUUGCUGAAUUUUGGCUGUGGGAUCUUUGCAGGGAUCUUGGCCUCUUUGGCAACACAACCUGCUGAUGUCAUCAAAACACACAUGCAGCUGUCACCCCAAAAGUACCACAGGACAAGCCAGGCCAUUGCCUUUAUCUACAAGGACUUUGGGCUGGUUGGCUUUUUCCGAGGCGGUGUGCCCCGAGUUCUCAGGCGCACUCUGAUGGCAGCAAUGGCAUGGACGGUGUAUGAACAGAUGAUGGAAAAAAUGGGCUUGAAAUCCUGACUGAGCUGCACGAGAAAGGACCAGCUUCACUCCUUCUCCCGCUUGUGAUCAACUGGCACUGAGAAGUUCCCAGUUCCACAGAGGAAUAAGUCGUCCUCAGCCUGGAGGAAGAAAGCCCUUCUGAGAUGGGGUUAGGCCUUUUGGCAAGUAGAGGAAAGGAAGGAUUGGAUUUUUGUGUUGUUUGAUCAAUGCAUUCCAGAAGGACUGCACUUGCAGACUGCCAUGGGAAAUGGCAGGGUUUUCACAGCCUAGUAAUUAUGCUGAGAAGCCCCUUUUAAAAAUAACUCUGUGCUCACCACCUUUAUGCAAUGAGACAGUAUUAGAGCAAAAGUGUUUGAGGAGAAAACAGUGAUGACAGAACCUGCCAGCCUGUUCCUUGCCAGAAAGGCCACAGUAACCACCAUUUGAUAUAGAUCCUCCUUCCUAAUGUGCUUUAUUCUUAUAGAGGAACACCAGGCCCUGGUGGGAAACUGGAUGUGUGUCGUGGUGCUUAUAUUGCGGAGUGGGUGGAAAGAAAUGAAGUUCAGAGGAAAAGCUACAAACAUGGUCUCUGACAUCACUUUUGUACUGUGGGUGGUCACAGAGAAAGUAACUGGAACCGCCUUGCUGUGUUAUGUGUUAUUAUGUUAUUGAGCACCUUAACACUCUUGAAAUGUCCUUCUGCCUCUGCAGCGGAGUUUGAGAGUUUGCACAGGAAUUAAGAAGCAUAAGGCACUUUAGAAUUGAUUGCUACCAAAGUUCUACUUGUUCUCUAAAAAAAAAAGGAAAAAAAAAAAAAAAAGCUGCUGGUCUAACUACAGCAGGAACACUCAAGUGGGUUUUGUUGGGGUUUUUUCAUGCAGUUGUCAUAGAGACUUAUUUGUGUCUUAUUCUUUAUUUGUUAAUCCCUGAUCAACACCCUCAGUGUGAAGUGGUCCUUAAAUGUAGCUUUUAGGGCCAUGGCUCAUAAUGCAUAAAUGUAUAAUGGAAACAGAUGUACAUACUGGCACUUCAGAUUUCCCUUAAAACAUCGCUGAUUGCAUGUGGAGUAUGUUUUGGUUUGAAAAGAAAAGGUUGCUAUUUCUGUAAGCUUUCUCCAAAGUUUGAGCCCUGUGGGUGCUUGGUAGUGACCUUUAAUUCCCUUAGGGGCUCCACACAGACCCUUCCCAUUUUCCUGGCUGAGCCUUUUCUCAUAUCAGGUAGUCUGUGUUCAAGUAUGCCUGAGUUUAAACACACUUUUCAUCCUCUGUGCCUUCUUACUCUUUCCUACUGUGUUACUCAGACCUCACAGUGUGUGCCAGGUGCAGCCUGAUCGCCCUUUACUUGUGCCUCUGUGGUGGGUUGGGUCCCUUGCAGCUCUGUUAGCAUAGCCACGAAGCUGGCAUGGAAGUGUGCAUCCUGUUCUGUAGUGUGCCUUGCAGAAGACUUAGCUUUGGCUUUUAUUUUCUUAAAUAUCUAGGGUUAUUGCAAUUCACUUUAGAACCAGAGCACCUGUCUCUAAACAUGAAGAUAUGGCACUGUAGCUGUAUGAACAACCGGUGCUACCUGCUGUUCAUAAAUUUUAGAGUGUAUUUUGGACAAUCAUUGCCUGCCCAGGCAACUUCCUGAGUGCAAGAACAGAGGGGAUGUGGGUUGUUAAAGGUGUUCUUCACCAGAUUUCAACUCCAAAAAUGCUUGAUGACUGAUGUAAAAGUUGAGGGAAGUGUAAGAGGACAGGCUAGAGGCUUGGAAAGUGCUGCCUGUUUUCAGACUCAGCCUAUCUAUGAAGAGAGUCUGGUGCUCUGCAGUGCAGGAGUCUCCAAGAAUGGGUGGUGGAGGGUUCUGUGUGCACAUCUAUGUGUUAGCAACAGAGCACUGCAUCAAAUCAGGCACGUGGCACGUUGUUUGCUAAAUCCUAAAUGUGAACACCUGUUUCUUUCUUUUGCUGUUACUUCUGCCCUUAGUGACCAGAACUUGUGAAAGUGCAUGAAACCAUGGUAACUGCACAUCCUGCUUGUUUGCUAUCCUGAGCACUACUGACACAAAGCUGGGGAACCAAGUCUAGGAUUGCUGACCUGGCAGAAUAAGGUGGCAAUUAGAUGAGUUGCCUCAUUUGCCCUUUAUUCCCCUAUGUAUGGGAUCAAACCAGCAUUGUGCUGGGAGCCUGAAUUUAUUUGGUGCUUUAUAAAUCUGGCGUGAGUGGGUCUGUUGAACAUCCUGGGCUGUGGUAGCCAAGGGCAGUGUGUGGGGUCACCUGCAAGGUGACCUCACACAUAUUUUGUUCCUGAUUUAGCAAUGGCAACGCAAUGUGCAACCUGUGCAGACAGAAACUAAAGCUCUUAAAAAUGAGGCAGGCAAGCAAAGAAUGCGAGGUAAUCUGGAAUUAAAUAAGAUCCUCAUCAGAAAUCUGAAUUUCAGGAACACUUUGGUGGCUUUUAUGUCCCUGUACUCCUGCCUGGUCAAAGGAAGAAGUAGAGAGUUUAUUUCCAUGUGUUAAUGUUUUAAGGUCUACUGUGGGGUUGUUUGUUUGUUUGUUUUAAAUCUGGAAUCAGGCGUAAAGCAGUGUUAGCUUUUACUUUGGGAAAGUUUUUCCAUUCUGCUUUGGUACUUUGUUAUUGAAGUAAAGUGAAAAGCUA